AUGCAGCGAACAUCUACAAUUCAAUCAACAUCCACUGUUCAACCAGUGAUUCAAGUCGAAGAUACUGGCAAUGAAUCAGCUGUCUGGAUUGUCUUCCAUUAUGUAUUUCAAGGCAUUUUUCAUGUCUCGAAUGGUAGUAGCUAUACCUAUUCAGCCAUUGUUGCUGUGAUUGUUGUUCAUAUUGUGUUAAUCGCUUUUCUGUUUGCGGCUUUUCGAGAAGAGAUUCCGAGAAAGAAAAAGUCAACAGCAAAAGAUUCAACUGACAAACAAGACUAA
This is a messenger RNA of Adineta ricciae, 276 nucleotides long. The record is from the annotation of a GenBank genome assembly. NCBI's taxonomy places the organism in Eukaryota, Metazoa, Rotifera, Eurotatoria, Adinetida, Adinetidae.